Molecule: messenger RNA, 1746 nt
Organism: Fimicolochytrium jonesii
Lineage: Eukaryota; Fungi; Chytridiomycota; Chytridiomycetes; Spizellomycetales; Powellomycetaceae
Product: acyl-CoA dehydrogenase/oxidase
Exons: 6
Coding region: 134-1402 (422 amino acids)
Cellular component (GO): mitochondrion
Molecular function (GO): flavin adenine dinucleotide binding; acyl-CoA dehydrogenase activity
Source: RefSeq, a predicted model, not a curated record
CCAACGAGGGCCGCAUUACCCCACGAUUCGGCAAAAUCCGGCAGCUUAUAGACAACCUUCUCAAUAACCGCAAUUCCCAUUUUCAUUCCCAGAAUUCCCCAUACCCAUUCGGCAAACGCAUCCAGCAGUAGCCAUGGUCGCCCUCCUUCGUUCCAGCACCGCUCGUCUCGCUGUGCGCUCCAUCGGCCGCUCAAGACCUCUUGCACAACACAGGUUUUUUUCGCAGUCUGCGGUUGCCCGACAGCACAAUGGAAGUCUUGGCUCCUUGUACAACUUCACAGAUGAGGAGGAGAUGCUGAGGGAGACUGUGCGGAAGUUCGCCCAUGACACAGUCAAACCUUUAGCCUACGAGAUGGACGAGGCGGAGCAAAUACAAAGGUCCGUUUUCGAUGGCAUGUUUGCCAACGGGUUCAUGGGAAUUGAGACCCCGGAAGCGCUUGGAGGAGCAGAAAUGUCUUUUACCGCAGCUAUCAUCGCCGUCGAGGAACUUGCUCGAAUUGACGCGUCUGUCUCCGUCGCCUGCGACGUCCACAACACCCUUGUAAACACCCUCGUCCGUCAACACGGCACCAAGGAGUUGAAGGAAAAGUACCUGCCCCGUCUUGCUGAGGACACCAUUGGUUGCUUCGCAUUGUCUGAGGCCGGAGCAGGGUCUGAUGCAUUCGCUCUUGGCACCACUGCUACCAAGAAGGGGGACAAAUACGUUAUCAACGGAGGAAAGAUGUGGAUCACCAACUCAUGGGAGGCUGGGAUUUUCCUUGUGUUCGCAAAUGUCGACCCAAGCAAAGGCUACAAGGGAAUCACCUGCUUCUUGGUCGAGAAGGAGAUGGGCGUAAAGAUUGCUAAGAAAGAAAAGAAGCUCGGAAUCAAGAGCUCUUCCACAUGUGAACUGUCAUUCGAGGAUGUCGAGGUUCCCGCCGCGAACGUUGUCGGUGAGGUUGGAAAGGGAUACAAGUACGCUAUUGAGAUCUUGAACGAAGGACGUAUCGGAAUCGCCGCCCAGAUGAUUGGUAUCGCACAAGGUGCCCUUGACAUUGCUGUGCCAUACAUGCAACAAAGGAAGCAGUUCGGCACUGCUGUUAUCGACUUCCAGGGCGUCGAGCACCAACUUGCCCAAGUCGCAACUGAACUGGAGGCUGCCCGUCUCCUCACAUACAACGCUGCCCGCAUGAAGGAAGAGGGCCGCAACUUCGUCAAGCAAGCCGCUAUGGCUAAGCUGUAUGCAUCGCAAAUCGCUGAGAAGGCGUCCAGCAGGGCCAUUGAGUGGGUCGGUGGAGUUGGGUUCACGCGGGACUUCGGAGUCGAGAAGUUCUACAGGGACGCCAAGAUUGGUGCUAUUUACGAGGGAACAUCCAACAUCCAAUUGCAAACCAUUGCGAAACUCAUCAAGAAGGAGUUUUAGAAACCAUCCCGUACCCGUAGGAAUACUACUCGAACCGUGGGGUGUUCUUCAUCCCUGCGAACUUGUAGGGUAGCAAUUUGGACCCCGUAAAGAAUAGAUUAGCGCCGCGCUGUCAUCUGGCAGCUUAAGUGAAUCCGCGUUAUCUAUGAUUCGCUGUCGGGUGGCGCCGCUGCAUGUUCCCGCCGAGUCUACCGUUGCGCACCUAAUCCUCUUAUGAGAACAGACUUGAGCCACUUGGCAAACUAUGUAGCCCAGUUCAGAAUUCUGAGCUCACCACCCUAUUCCCACGAACUUUCAUUUUUGACCAAAACCAUUUGUCGGGCCGUACAACAUUUACAACCAUG